AAAGCUGGCUCGGAGAUGGCUGCCAGCACUGCAGCCACGACUGUCCUGCCUCCGGUGAAGAGCGUGGUGGUGUACAGGAAUGGUGACCCCUUCUACAGUGGACGGAGGUUUGUGGUCAACCACCGACAAGUGGCCACUAUGGAGGCUUUUCUGAAUGAAGUCACCCAGAACAUUGGUGCACCGCUUGCUGUCAGGACCCUGUACACUCCCAGGCAGGGCCACAAGGUCACAGACCUCCAGGAUCUUCAGACAGGAGCCCAGUACGUUGCUGCUGGCUUUGAAAGGUUCAAGAAACUGGACUACCUGAGCGUAGGAGCAAAAAAGCAGUCUGCUGCCUGUGAAGAAACCCAGACAAAAGUAACCCAGAGGCCUAAUGUCUCAGCUAAAUGGAGGAAGUUUAUACCUGUACCUUGCAUUAUACAUGUUUUCCGUAAUGGAGAUCUCCUGUGUCCGCCAUUUCGAUUCAUCAUUCCUCGGAACAUGCAGCAGGAUCUGGAGCAGAUCCUGGGUCUGGUCACAGAGAAGGUCAGCCUAAGAACUGGAGCUGUACGCCGGUUGUGUUCUUUGGAAGGAGUGACUGUGUCCUCAGCUGGGGAGCUGGAGACUGGCCACUGCUAUGUUGCCGUGGGAACCGAGCGUUUCAAGAAACUUCCAUAUGUGGAGCUGUUGGUUUCAAAAGCUACGGAGAGAUAUUAUGCAGGAAAGAGAAAGCUGUUGAGGAGAACUGAGAACAGGAAAGCGGAAAGUGGUCCAGAGGACCAGUACAGUGACUCAGCUCUCCUCAACUCCCCAGAGUCAGAUGGUCGGAGGGUGAAGUCAACAGGAGAUGAAGCUGCACCUCCACAAGCCACACAGCAAAAGAGCAGGAGACAGGGAGCUGAGGAGACGUCUGUGUUCUUUGCCAGGCCGGUCAAGAUCCGCAAAAACAGAGGACAGACAAAACCGCCACUCAGUAAUGGAUCUGUCCAGCCAAACGCAUUUAGAGGAGCAGCCCGGAAGAGGAGAGAGGAGGUGCGAGGGGCCGAGGAGGUGCAGGAGGAUGAAAAUACGGCUACGGAGCUUCCUGUUGACCAGAGAGUGGCAGAAAUAGUGGAGGAUGAGGAACCCAACAACACAGACGAUCCUCUGCACAGCACACAGCAAAGACAUGCAGAAAUUAUAAAGAGUGAGCAACACAAUGAGAGAGAGCGCCCAUACAAAUAUAAUGGAGAACAGGCACAGUCAUCUGAACAAAAUGGUGUGGAACUGACAGAAAACUCUGCCAGGGCUGAGAAGCCUGCUGCUGAAAUACUGGAACCUGAGCUGAAGCAUACAUCUUCAAAGUCAAGGCCUUCGUCAUCCACCUCUCAGGGAAAGAACAGGGAGGAAAAGGAGAGCCCACAGGACGUCCCGUCAUAUACAGUAGAACAGAACCAUCAUCAGGGCGACUGGUGAAUGAUGAGCACAGAGGAUUCAUCAAGGUUGUCCCAUCAGCGUAAUGACCCUCAACAGCUGAGCCACAGCCAAAAGCAUGGCAGUAACCAGGCAACUACUGCUUUAACAUGACCUAUGCAGUUAAAUGAAUAUUGUAUUUGAUAGAACUUAAACUGUUGUGAUGAGCCAAGUAACAACAUUAAUUUAUGUUGUUUUCUUUUAAAUAACUUAGUGGACAAAAAUGUGAAGAUGCUCAGAUGAAAUAAGUUCAAACACUACAGGAGAUGGACACAUUAUCAGAAACUCUAGUGCAAGACACUACAGCCUACUGCAACAACUCCAUGGGAUUUUAUUUGUUUUACAGGUAUUUGACCAUAAACCUAAGUACUGGACAAACUGAAAUUUUGCCCUGAUGAUGGUGUUAGAUGAAAAAUUAGGGGGUCCCCAAAGGUAUUACACAUGAAUGUGUGUACCAAAUGUCAUGGGAGUUCAUCCAACAGUUGAUGAGCCAUUUCAGUGCCG
This is a messenger RNA of Xiphias gladius (swordfish), 1935 nucleotides long. It is a transcript of the gene dcdc2b, whose product is annotated as doublecortin domain containing 2B. The record is from RefSeq and is a predicted model, not a curated record. The transcript is spliced from 14 exons. NCBI's taxonomy places the organism in Eukaryota, Metazoa, Chordata, Actinopteri, Istiophoriformes, Xiphiidae. Bases 16 to 1434 code for a protein of 472 amino acids. Gene Ontology annotation, cellular component: microtubule; microtubule organizing center. Gene Ontology annotation, biological process: intracellular signal transduction.